Desarmillaria tabescens is the source of this 2176-nucleotide messenger RNA. RefSeq names its product glycoside hydrolase family 13 protein. The transcript has 7 exons. The record is from RefSeq and is a predicted model, not a curated record. Gene Ontology annotation, biological process: carbohydrate catabolic process. Bases 291 to 1910 code for a protein of 539 amino acids. Gene Ontology annotation, molecular function: calcium ion binding; alpha-amylase activity. Lineage: Eukaryota; Fungi; Basidiomycota; Agaricomycetes; Agaricales; Physalacriaceae.
UGCUCUCCCUGAUCCUCGUAUGUGUGGCUGGUUACUGUAUUCUGGAUUUGUUCUGUCCGGCUCCUACGUCUAGGUCUUUUUCUCCUAAUUUGCAGCAUGGUACACGCCAAGUGGCUUACCAAAUAUGGCCGGACCAUCAGGAACAGCUGACCCUUUGAUGAUCUCGAGCCCAAGUUUGUAACCGGGCUACCUUGUCCGGCUUUUUUUCGUUGCGAGGCAUGCUCUCUGCUCUGUAGCUUUGCGUUUUAUUGGGAUUCACUCUUUUGUAUACGAUCCUUACUUCUGGCCCGAUGCGUCUGCACUGGCCUCUUACUCUCCUUCCUCUUGUCCUUCCCCAUGCCUUCGCUGCUACCGCUGACCAGUGGAGAGGACGAAGCAUAUACCAAUUAAUAACUGACCGUUUCGCUCUUGAGGACGGUGCUAACCUUGAUGCCUGCAAUCCCGCCGACCAGGACUACUGUGGAGGCACUUGGAAUACCAUCCGAAAUAAACUCGACUACAUCCAGAACGCUGGCUUCACUGCAAUAUGGAUAUCGCCAGUAAAUCAAAACUAUGAAGGCGAUAGAACUCCCUAUGGAUACCCCUACCACGGCUACUGGAUGGCCGAUAUUACCCAGCUGAACGACCGCUUUGGUACCGAAGACGAUCUCAGGGCACUCAUCUCUGACCUGCACGCUAGGGAUAUGUAUCUGAUGGUCGACGUCGUCGUCAACAAUGUUAUGGCUCUCUCUACCAAUCCGGACUACUCCGGUUACAUGUUCAAAGACUCCUCGUACUACCAUCCUUACUGUGCGAUCGACUGGGGCAACACUACGUCCGAGCAAGAUUGCUGGCUCGGUGACGAGAAAGUCACACUACCUGAUCUCGACACCACCAAUCCCACGGUGGUGUCAGGGUAUGUAGACUGGAUCAAGAAGUUCGUCCAAGAAUAUGACAUCGAUGGGCUCCGAAUUGACGCCGCCAAACACGUCGAUAUGGAGUUUUGGCCGCAAUUUUGCGGUAGUGCAGGGGUAUUUUGCAUGGGCGAAGUGUUUGGUGGCAUUGAUGUGGAGCCCGUCGCUCAAUAUCAGGGAUCCCAGGGUCUCGAUUCCGUGCUCAAUUUCCCCCUGCAAGCAGCACUUCUGGCCGCAUUCCAGAUACCUGGCGACCUCAAUGUGACAGCUCUUGCUGAUGUUUUUGAGCAGAGCAAAAAAUUGUUUGCUGAUACAACUUUACUCGGCAACUUUUUGGAGAACCAGGACGUUUCAAGGUGGGCGAACGUCAGCGUGGACCCGCAGACCAUGUACAACGCCAUGACGUUCACAUUUAUGUCCGAUGGAAUCCCUAUCGUAUACUACGGUCAAGAACAGUCCUUCUCAGGAAGUGGAGAUCCAUAUAAUCGAGAACCCCUUUGGCCUUCUGGAUACCAGGAGACAUACGCCUAUACUCUCAUCCAGAAACUUAAUGCCGCUCGCAAUUUUCUUGUUUCGAAUACAUCACAGACUGAUUGGCUCACAUCAGAAACGGAGAUCCUCACUCAGUCACCCCACGGCGUCGCCAUUAUGAAAGGACCUGUUAUUACCAUUCUCACGAAUAUCGGAUCACCGGCGCAGAAUGGGACGAAUAUUGCAGUACAAACGCCCUACGACAGCCAAACAGCCUUCUUCGAUAUAUUUGAUUGCGACCAAUGGGUCGUAGGGAGCCAAGGAUCUUUGGAUGUCGAGUACACGAAAGGCGGAAGGCCAGUCGUACUGGUCAGAUCUGAUGUGCUGGAGUUGUCGGACAUUUGCAGCGACCAAGUUGGUGUUGGUAUCGUCCAUGCGGCCGGUACCAGUGCAUCUUCUACGUCAAGUGGUGCCAGGGUAGGCAUCCAACAGCUGGCAUGGUGGUGGAUAGCGCUGAUGCUGCCAACAUUCUGGUUGUGGACAUGACGGACUGAGAAUUUAUUGUUUCUAAUUCUGGACGGAGGAACUCUGGAUUCUAUUCUCUCUUUUCGAUCUUUUCCGCGUUGUACUUUUCCCGUUGUCAAUAGUUGUCAGCACUGUCUUUUGUAUAUUAUCUCUCGGCCUGUUUGUCAAAUAUAAUUAACCAGGUAUUCCUCCUCAGGCUCUUAUAUUCCGCCGGGCGGCGCGGAGCGACGCGUGGAUUUGCAUUGAAUCUUGCCUUUUUGGGAUGGCCAGUUCGCUCGAAAUCCUGG